UGAAUGCGCCGGACAUUCGCCGCGGAUCCACAGUUUACCUUGGAUAUGGCCAGCUCUGCAGACGAAAAGGAAAGGGCUUUCUAAAAAAGUAGUCCUAGAUGUUUAAUAAUUUAGUGUUAAAUUAGUUGCAUGUAUAGUGAUAUGCAAGACGUAGUGAAACAUUAUUAAACUCUACAUUAUGCAGUCAAGCUUCUCUGAGCUAAUGGAAAAGUGUCACAUGGAAGUAUCGAUACCCACAGUGCCGAGUAUUUGAGCCACGAUCUGGUGACCGCAGAUGGCAGGAAGGCGUCUUUUCCAGCCAGUGGUGACAGGAUGUUAGAUGAGUGUUUUUGUUACCAGUGUUGGAGUUGAAAGAUUUUUUAAGAAAGAGGAAAGAUUAAGAUCGAGACGUUUUGUGUACGAGAUGUACAAGUUCCAGAAGUGUGAUGGAUAAAACCAACGUCACCUAAUCCAAUUGAUCCGUACUUUGUUCUUACACUCGCUUCCCUUCUGUUGGCCGCCCCCCUAAAAACUGGGCAUGCAAGCCUUUUUGGUGUUCAGGGAUGUAGCGAAAUACAAGUUAUUCUAUCACCGAAACAGCAAGACAGAACAGGGAACGUUCGAAAGAAGAGAAAAAAAACUUUUUUUCCCCCCACUACAUGAGCGUCUGACCUUUUCGGAAUGUUGGUAAACAUUAACGGCGAGUGUAUCUGUCAAGUCUACAUUGGCUGGAUGCAGGAGGGGCUCGAAGGAGGAGGGUGACACUUGCUGCCGCUGGCCGGUUAGUCAUUAGCCGCCAAUAACGGAAAAUAAUACAAGAGACGACUUUGAAACGAGCUAAUAAGAGUGUGGGAUACAGACCGACUAAACAGCAGCUGUAGUGAUGUCCGAAGUGAUGACCGGCCGCGCAAGUUUUUUGGACAAGUUAAACGCACAGCUGGACGAUGGAUGGGAAGCCAAGCUGCAAGCUGACGGCCGGAUUUAUUACAUACACCACAAAAGCCAAACCACUUCCUGGUUACCACCCAGAGAAAAUUGGGAUAAUACUUCAGGUCUGCCCUACGGAUGGGAAACAGCUUUAGAUCGCAAUGAGAAACCUUAUUACAUCAACCAUGUGGAGAAAUACACAACAAGGGAAGACCCUCGGCACGACCCUGAGUACGUAGAACCCCCGAAACCCAGGGAAGUUGAGCUGUACAGAGACCCAGAGAAAGGGUUUGGUUUUGUGGCUGGGAGUGAGAAGCCCGUGGUGGUCCGCUUUGUUACUGAAGGUGGGCCCAGUGUUGACAAGCUGUUACCAGGCGACCUCAUCCUGAAGAUCAACGGGGAAGAAGUGAGACGAGCUCCCAGGGAAAAAGUCAUAGAACUGGUCCGGUCAUGUCGUCAGUCCAUCGUCCUCACUGUAUGCCAGCCGUAUUCAGACAAUUCCAACAGAAAGUCUGCCAUACUCACGGCGGCCAAGAAAGCCAGGUUAAAAAACAACCCAUCCAAAGUCAGGUUCGCUGAUGCCAUUCUGGUGAACGGUGCUAGUGUCACUCAGACUCAGUCGCCCCAGGAGAGUUACGCCCCCUUUAUGCCGAAUGUGUUGAAAGUCUUCUUGGAAAAUGGCCAGACAAAAUCGUUUAAAUACGACAGCAAAACCACUGUCAAGGAUGUAGUCUGUUCUCUACAAAGUAAACUUAACAUUAGCAGCACUCACCACUUCUGUUUGAUGCUACAGAACAUGAAGAACAACAUCCCUGGUCAGAUGAUCCUCUUGGAGGAGCAGGAGACUUUGGAUGAUAUUGCAGCCAGACCAGAUAUUUGUCACUUUCGCUGUUUGUUUCGUGUUGCCUUUGUCCCACUUGAUGCCUAUGACCUACUGAAGGAAGACCCUGUGGCCUUUGAAUACUUUUAUAUGCAGUGCUGUAAUGAUGUUGUCCAAGAGAGACUGACCACAGAUAUGAAGUAUGACACUGCUCUCAGGUUGGCCGCCUUACACAUCCAGCAGCAUGCUGCCAGUAACCACAUGGUGGGCAAGAUCUCUAUCAAAACCAUAGAGAAGGCGUCUGGUCUAGACAAGUUUGUGGCCCGCAGUCUGAUGGAAAGUAUGAAGAGCAGAGAUCUACGCAAGAUGUUAUCUCAGUACAUGAAGAUGAACCAGAGCCUGACAGCCCCUGGACAGAAGCAAUUGACAGCUAUACAGGCCAAACUUCAUUACAUGAAGAUCAUCUCUGAGCUGAAGACAUUUGGAUCACGGGUAUUCAUGGUCACCCUUCUGGAUCAGAAGUCUGAAGCUAUGGUACUGGUGGGUCCAAAGGCUGGUGUUAGUGUAGUCACAAACAUCAAAUCUUAUACUUUGACACAGCUAGCAGACUUCAACCAGAUAGAGCUGAUCAAAGUCACCAAGGAAGGAGAGAAUAUGCAGAGGGUUGAUCUGAAGGUCAAGACUGCUACUCAAGUAGAUACAAUAGGGCUAGGCCUGCUGACAGUGGAUGCCCAAAACUUUGUCCUCAUGCUAGAAGGAUACUAUCACAUUUUUGUAGACAGAGACAAGCAGAUAGUUGAAAAGACCAUUGGUAAAAAUACUUCUGAUCCUGAUGUCCCAGCAUACAGUGAUCAACACAGAGUACUUCGCUCCUCUUGGGCUUAUCCUGAGGAUCUGGUGUCAGAAGUAGUCAACCCAGAAAACAACAGGGAUGGUUCUGAUGAUGAAGAUAAAAUUAUUGAUCUGUCCAAAGGACCUCCUAAGUACCAGGAGGUUGGGAAAAAUGAUAAUUCAGGAAAUAUGAUCGAGGGGGAAAAAAGUAAACUUUCAGUAACUGAUAUGCUCAGUGCAUCUCACAUUGCCAAAUUGGCUUCUGCUGGCAGUGUUUUUGAAGAAGAAGUCACAUCGUUCAGAGGGCUUGAUACCAAUGAGAACCCUUAUACUCAGAAAGUAGACCCUUUCAAAUACAAACCUCCGUCCCCUAUUUCCCUUGUCACAUUCCAAGCCAGCCCAGUUGGCAGGAGGGGACAGCCUCUAGUCAAUGCAAAGUCAGACCCUCAGCUGAGCCAGUCUCCCAAGACUGAGACCACCCUUCACAACGGUACACCCCCUAACAGAAAGUACAGCCUGGGGGCAGGGGCAGGUAGCAAUGACAGUAGCUUGUUAGACAGCGAGGCCAGUGAGAGGCAAGCACUUCUGCCAGAGAGUGCCAACAGAAGGAUACCAUCACCAUUGUCUUUUGUCCAGCAUCCAAGUUCUGGUCUGGCUGGACCUUGGUUGAAUGGUGGCCUGGACCCUGAGAGUGAUGACACUGACAGUGGGGGCACACCAGGAGAGAGUCCUGCUAAAAAGAAGUUGAUGAAUGCACAUCUAUCUGUUGAGUUGGAUCACCAAAGUUUUGGCCUCCAUAGUCCAGAUGUGCUUGCCAAUUCAGAUGUCCACAGCCUUCUGGACACAAGUCCUGUUGAAGCUGUAGGAAAACUCAGCUCUCUUUACUCUGCUGAUGGCUACACUGGUCAGCGGUUGUAUUAUGACCCAGACAUCAUUGAUUUAACAAAUUUCCCACCCCCCGAGACCCCAGACACAGAUUCCAUUCUAGACUUCACAGAGCUAGCCAAUUGUCCACCACCAACAUUUUCAUCUAACACUUCACUCUCUUCAUCUUCCAGGAAUGACUCAGUUGAUGGACCAAGAUCUGCUGUGAAGUUCAGCCGACUUGAAAGGUCAGCAAGUAUUGGGAACUGUCCAGAUUUCCUGGAUGAUGACAUUGAUGCCCUCAUUGCUCAGUUCACCAUUCCACCCCCACCACCAUCUACAGACUCCAAGGGCACUAAGGACCACUUCCUACCAUUGCAGUCUAACCCAGCGAAUAACGAUUUAUCUUAUCUUAUCAUUCCACCCCCUCCAACAAGCACAACACCACUCAGUGAAGACUUCUCAGUGGUAACGCUGAACUCAAAUCAGGUCAAACCCACGACAGAGCUGAAAAGUAAGACAGUUAGUAGGCAUAAGCGUUCAUCCUCACUGGACCUGAAGUUCAUGCAGAAAUCCAGUGACCAGCUGGAUAGCAAGUACAGGAGUAAGUCUCUGGAUGCCAAUCAAAAUAAUAUUGAGAAAAACUCUACUAAGCCUUCCCCUCCCCCUGACUUGAAUGUGGCCACUGCACAGAGUGAUAUAAGCAUCAGCGGUGAGUCCCCAGCCACUGUUUCACAGAAACUGUACUCACUUCUUCAGUCUCUUCCAAACUUCACUCCUGACCUCCUUAGCAACCUGAGUCAUGACACACCUUCAGCUGCCAUGUCAGGCUUGCACCAACGAAGCUCCUCACUGGACCUCACAUCUGGUCAGUCAGACUUCCCUUUCUCGUCCUCCAGCAGUAUUCGGACCUUCAACUCUGUGGUCAACUUCUCUAGUCGUGGCUCAUCCUUAAGACUGAGACAUUCUUCCAGCAGAAGUCUAAGUCAAAGUCUGGAACCUUCAAAGGAGUCCAAAACUCUUAGGGGAAGAUCUCAUUCUGAGUCCAGGCCUGAGACGUCUUCAGGUCAUUCUUCCAGCAAGGACGCAUUUAGUAGCUCAGACAGUUUUGCUAGCUUGAAAGCUAAAUUGAAAGACUACAGGGAUUUCUUAUUAAAUCGGAGCAAGUCCAAGAGUUCUGAGCCAGGCUACUCUCUGACCAGACUCUUCACUAGACGAGACUCUGACAGUGAUCGUGUGACCUCCUCAGCAGACAGCAACUGGGAGCUGAAGGAAGCUAAAGCAACAUCUUCAACUGCAGACGUUUCAGUCAAAGAUAAGACUGGUCAUCCUGUGGUCAGAGAUGCUCUAGGUCUGCAUAGACCAUCUCUCAGACCAGUCAGCAGCUCUCUGUUGAAUCAAUCAAAGUCUAAAAAACUUGGGCCUCUUAAAGCUCUUCCAUCAGAUUUGGCCCAAGAUGGUGCAGUCAGAAGUCAAAACAUGGCCAAGUCCUCCAAGUCUGGCAAGGGAUCUAGUAAAACUAAAGACGACUUGGCUAUGAGCCAGAUGAGAGAGAAGCUGACUGCCAACCCUUAUGCUACAAUCAAAAUGUGGCGGCCAGUAUCCAUGUCUGUUAGUGUUAGAUCAGAUGAUAAGGCUGAGGAAACCUAUCAGAGUUUCAAAAAGUUGGACACAAUGAGACAGAAUCUGGAUGACAUUGGCCAGACUUCAGAAUGGAACCAACAGGACAUUGGGACUGGUAGGCUUCCCAUAACUGGACACAUCAGGGACAGAGAUCAUUUAUCACAAGAUGACCACUGGCACCAGGCUAGCUUGAGGCCUGCUGAACAUAUGAAUAGCUGGGUGAGUGAACCAGCCAGUGAUUUGUUAGAAAUACCAGAGGAUUACUCCAGGGACAAUUCACCUGCUUCACUUGAGAGGCAACCUUUGGUCAUCAAUGGAGUUUCAGAUUUAAACAGCAGCGUAGCCCCUGCACCAUCACCUCCCACCCCUGUUCAGUCCAAACCUAAUGGCCAGCAACCCAGCUUUCAUUUGGUCAGUAAUGGUGUUAGCAAGGCUGUCCAACAGGUCCUCUCUCACAGCUAUACAGCAGGAUAUGAAUCUUUGGCUAUUCAGGAUGUAGAGACUCUGCUCAAUGAUCUGAAAGCCACCAUGAAAUCUCUGAAGACUUCCCGUAUAGAGAAAAACUCUGUCCAGUUGACCAUGUGUGUUAUUGAGCUUCAGUCCCAGACUAAACAGUUUGUCCAAGACUGUAAACGUGUGGUUAGCAGUGCCAGCAGUAGUAGAGGGACAUUCUUGUCCAGCCUUCAGGAGGCCACCCACACAUUGGCCUACAUUUUCCUUCACUCCCAGGCCACUAUGCUGCUCUUACAUUCCCCUGACAGUGCUGAACAUCUAGGACUACAGCUGGUGAAGGCUGCCAAUGCAUUCAAGUCAACAGUCAAUGCUGCCAACACUGCCAUUGGGAAAGCUAUCAGUGAUCCAGACAUGAAAUAUCUUAUGAAGCAGGCCACACAUUUAGCCAGUCUGUUGGGAUCUUUGCUGACUACUAUUAAAGAAAUCCAACAUGUUCCUUGAGCUGCACAUUCUACAUAUCAUCAAGAAACUGACUGUAAUAAUUCAUUACUAACAUGAGAUAGUUCAUCAGUGUCAUUGACUAAUAAGAGUUCUGGUGGCUGAGUCAUUAAGUGUUUGGCCUCUGAACCUAAUAUCUUUAUGUUUGCAUCUUAGUUUGGUUGUAAGGAAUUUCUUUAAGAAUGUUUUCAAGUCAUUGUGAAUGAAAAUAAAAGAUCAUUUGAUUGAUGUCAUUCUGCUGCUUACAUUGACUGUUGGGGUCAGAAGUAGGUCACCUCUACACUUUCCAGGCCUGAGUGUUCACACAAGGGGAGUUUAUUUUUCAUUCAAACUGGGACAUGACUCAGUCAUUUAAUCAAGUCAAUAGCUCAUCCUGUGCUUCUCGCAAAGUGUAUGAUGAUAUGUGUUUAGUAGUAGUGGGAUACUUAACAGAGCUUCUCAGCUGCUAGCAUCAUGUACAACUGUUUUUCUAAGCAGGGAAAUCAUUGUAAUCUAUAUCAAUGUCUGACAACAGUUUUCCAAGGACAUAACCUGUCAGCAUUUAUAUGUAGUAUUUAUUGUUUUGAUUAUGAUAUUACGAAGUACAAUGUGAUAUAUAAGUAUAUGUGUGUGUGUGAUCUUAUUUCCUGGUGAUACAUCAAGAGUUGCUGGUGACAGUUGAUCUCCAACCUUUGAGUCAUAAAUCUGGCUUUAAGACAGGUUUAGCCUUUGAUAGCUAGUGAUGAAAUUUAGUUGCAAUAGUGUGUCAUUGCUCUGUCUUCUCUCAUUCAGAACAAGAAAUAGAUGUAGACAAUACAGUCAGUUCUUUAAACCAAGUGUCACUUUUGUAACCACUGCUUCAAAUAGAAAUUUAGAAUUUUAAGCUCUUUUUUAAAGCUGGUUAAUUUAUGCUGUAGGCAUUCUAUAUUAUUAUCUAGGUUUACUCUACAAAGUUAAACAUGCCAGUGAACUUUUGGGUCCAAAAGUAAUUUUUUUCUGAAAGUGAUGACUGAUAGAUUUUAAAGAUGGAACAUUUUUUACCCUGCCUCCAUUUAUUUAUUUAACUUUUUACUGAAGACAUGCGGGAAUACCCACUGACAUAUGUUUGUCCAAGAUUUAGAUUGUCUAGAUCUCAAGACCAAAUUUAAAUUUUUUUUAAUUUUAAAAAAUUAUUCCCUGUGUGGCCAUUAAACUUUCCCAAAGAUUUAAAUAAACUGUCGAAAUUCUAGGAAAAUCUUAAGAGCUGAUUUUGAGAUCAGUGAUCAUUCAGGUUUUUGGUUUUUAAAACCAUGAAGAAUUUACAAGUUGAAUAGAGGCAUUGUAAAAAGGGCUAAAACUGUGGUUUGAAUUAUAUGAUUUGUUUAGUGGAUCUCUAAUUGCUAUCAUUUUUUAGCAUGUUUAAUGGUCCUUUUUUUCACUAUUGCAGUCCUAAAAGUGGUAUCUAUUAGUUGUUGAAUACAGCUUGAAUACAUUUUUUUCAAAUAGAAAAUCACAGACUCUAUGGAGAUCCCAACUUGAGCCUCUUGCAAUCAAGUCAUUCAACCAAUUCAUUCAUCAUGCCACUUGUAAGGUGAGAGACGAGCAAUUGGAUUCCUUCUAAGAAUAUUUAAUAAGAACAACACUAUCACCCCCCCCCCCCCCAAGUGUUGGCUUUACUACUUUCUCAGAUAUGAUCAUUUCAACAUUAGCAACUUGUGUAAAUAUGAUUUGCAAUGUAGUGUCUUAGAUUUUUUGUUUCUUAUGGAAUAAGACAGCAUGGUCUUCCUCUUGAAACAUUUCCUGACUGGUGGCAUAGGUUUUAACAGCACCAUUUGGGGAACUGGUCUGUUUUUUUGUUGUUGUUUUUUUUCAGUGUUAAUUAUUUGUACUGAUAGGAUGUAGUUUGUGUUGUAUCAAUGAUAUUAGAUUCUCAUGUUAUUAACAGGUACUUCUUAGAUUCUCAUGUUAUUUACAGAUACUUCUAUUCAAUAACCAAAAAUAAAAUGUUAAACAUUAUUGUAUCAAAACACUAUGUAUUGAGAACUUGUUAUACUGUGGUACUUUCAACAUUUUUGUUUACAUUGCAUUUACUAUUCAGGAGCUCACAUAAUCUUGUUCAGAUUAUUUAUUGGACAUUUUUUGUAUACAAUUGUAUUCUGUGUAUAUUCAUUACUUUAAGUCAUUUACAAUGAAAGAAUGACAGGUGGUUGAAUUAUCAUAGUAGAUAAAUAAUUAAAAUGUUUUAUCUUGAACUUACAUUAAUUGUCAUUUCAUUGACUUGUAAAAAUACAAUAAUCAAUAUUUUAUAUACUACUUGAGCAGAAAGGGUUGAUUUAAAAAAAAAAUCAUUGCUAUUUGUGUGCAACUCAUUUUAAGUUUAAAAUAGGAAACCUUAGAAAUGUUUCUAAAUCAAUUGAAUACUAUCUCCUUGAGUUAAAACUUACAGCCAAACAUCAAUGGCGUUAUGUUAAGAUCCAAUUCACUGCUUGUUUUCAAUAAUAUACAACAUGUCGUUGGAAAUGCUAUUUGAUAUUUUAGUAGAGAUCUAGAUCUCAAAACCCUAGGCUGAAGUUAUAAAAUUAAUAUAGAGUGACAGGGCUACCAGUAUUUACUUAAUUACAUUAUUUUUGAGUCACUUAAUUGCAAGUAGUAAACAAAUGAAGCAGAAAAAAAAUGUAUUGAUUUUCCUGAGUGAAAACCGUUCAAAUUGAGCUCAAUGUUCUUAAGACCAUGACAUGGUGGUGUUUCUGUCUUUCAUUUAGUGCUAAAUUUUCAAUUUUGUCUUGACUUGCCAAAACUCUGGCCAACUUUAAGCGUGAACUGUUUUUUUCAUUUCUAUGGUUGACAGGUAAACUUAAAUAGCUACUUAACUUGGUUUAUUUAUUAACUAUUAAUACCUGUAUUUGUAUUACAAGCCUACAACAUCUAGAAUGUGAUCCAACAUGUUUGCAGCUAACAACAGUUUUGCAACUAAAUUCACAUUCCUUUGUUUUUAGAUUUUAAGUUAGCCUUCAUUACAUAUUGUUUUCAAACUAUUAAAAUUAAAAAAAAUGUAUUCUUUUUCUUUAUUUUGUUUGGUUUGAAAUUAAACUAAUUGUAAGAUUCUUUAUUUAUUGGCACCUAAUAUUUUAUGUUUUUGAUAUACUAUAAAAUAUUAUCAAUAUCCUAUUUUCUCUCUGUGAUGAUCUAUGGUAUAUAAACUGUACUCAUAUAUUUAAUUAUUAUUCCAUAAUAUUUUGUUCUGUCAUUGUAUGAAAAUGAUAAUAAAUGAAUAUGUUCUAAUCAAAAAGUCA
Biomphalaria glabrata is the source of this 9246-nucleotide messenger RNA. RefSeq lists its product as uncharacterized. NCBI's taxonomy places the organism in Eukaryota, Metazoa, Mollusca, Gastropoda, Planorbidae. The coding region runs from base 863 to 5998 and encodes 1711 amino acids. Gene Ontology annotation, cellular component: cytoskeleton. Gene Ontology annotation, molecular function: protein binding. The record is from RefSeq and is a predicted model, not a curated record. The transcript has 20 exons.